UGCUGGGGAUAAAACCUGGAGCUCGGGAGAGGAGAGGGACAUUUGGGAGCGAGAUGGCGAGAGGGAUGGUGGCCACAUACCUACAUGGAGUCUUUCUCCUGGCUCUGUGGAAACCUUCACUGCAAGGAGGGGUAUAUAUACCUGCUGGUGGAGCAGCAGGAGGAGCUGGAGCCGGCAUAGGAGCUGGUGCAGGACCUGGAGCUGGAUUUGGACCAGGUGGGACUGGAUUUGGCCCUGGAGGAGCUGGGACUGGAUUUCAGCCUGGAGGAGGAGCUGGACCAGGAGCAGGAGGAGGCUUUGGACCAGGAGCUGGUGGAGGGGGCUAUGGUGGUCAAGGACCUGGAGGAGUUGGACCUGGAGGAGUUGGACCUGGAGGAGUUGGACCAGGAGGAGUUGGACCAGGAGGAGUCGGACCUGGAGGAGUGGGGCCUGGAGGAGUCGGACCGGGAGGAGUCGGACCUGGAGGAGUGGGACCUGGAGGAGUGGGACAAGGUGGUUUCAGGCCCAGCACCUUCGGUCCAGGCAGUGGUGGACUGGGAAUUGGUCCUGGAGGCGUUGGGGCAGGUGGAAAGCCGCCAAAAACCGGCCUUGGGACAGGGGGUGUGGGUGGAGGAGUGCUUGGAGCAGGAGGCCAGGGAGCUGGUGGGCUUGGAGCUGGAACAGGCUACAUACCUGGUGGUGGCUUUGGAGGCUUCGGAGGUGGUUAUGGACCAGGUGGUGCUGGUCAAUUCCCAGGAACUGGUGGGACUGGACCCAAACCUCCCAAAACUGGUGGAGCUGGAAUACCACUUGGAGGAACAGGUUAUGGGCCAGGUGGUGCUGGAUUUGGGCCUGGUGGUGCAGGGGUUGGGCCUGGUGGUGCAGGGUUUGGACCUGGUGGUGCAGGGGUUGGGCCUGGUGGUGCAGGGGUUGGGCCUGGUGGAACAGGAUUUGGGCCUUGGGGUACAGGUGUUGGGCCUGGUGGCGCAGGGGUUGGGCCUGGUGGUGCAGGGGUUGGGCCUGGUGGAACAGGAUUUGGGCCUUGGGGUACAGGUGUUGGGCCUGGUGGCGCAGGGGUUGGGCCUGGUGGUGCAGGGGUUGGGCCUGGUGGAACAGGAUUUGGGCCUGGGGGUACAGGUGUUGGGCCUGGUGGUGUAGGGUUUGGACCUGGUGGUGCAGGGGUUGGGCCUGGUGGUGCAGGGGUUGGGCCUGGUGGAAUAGGAUUUGGGCCUGGUGGUGCAGGGGUUGGGCCUGGUGGAACGGGAUUUGGGCCUGGUGGUGCAGGGGUUGGGCCUGGUGGAACAGGAUUUGGGCCUGGGGGUGCAGGGGUUGGGCCUGGUGGAGCAGGAUUUGGGCCUGGUGGAGCAGGAUUUGGGCCUGGUGGUGCAGGAUUUGGACCUGGAGGAGCAGGAGUCAGUCCUGGCGGAGCUGCUGUGCCAGGAGGAGUUCCAAUGCUGCCACAGACAGGUACUACUGGUGGAGGACCUGGAGGAAAGAGUGGUGGUAAAGCAUCUAAACAAGUUCCAGGAGUUGGGGUGCCUGGACUCUAUCAAGGUGGAUUUGUACCAGGCCAAGGUUUUGGAGGCCGUGGGGUUCUCCCUGGAGUAGCCACAGGGUCUGGACUUGGCCCUCAGACUGGGACUGGAGUACUCGGCCAGGGUGGUACUGGACCAGGAGUAACGGGCAAUGGUCGUGGACAGCAGUUGCCUGGGGUUUUUCGUGGUUACCCUCUCAUAUCACCAAAAUCAGGUGCGGGCAAAUCAAAAAAUCCAGCCAAAGCUGCAGCUAAAUACGGUGGAGCUAGAGCUGGAGGAGAUACACUUGGUCAAGGAGGCACUUUGGGGUUUGGGGCAGGAAGACUCCCUGGAGGAGGAGUGGGAGUCGCACCUGGAUUAGGAGGUGGAGUUGGACCUGGAGCUGUACCUGGAUUUGGAGGCGGUGUUGGAACAGGUGGUGGACCUGGAGCUGUACCUGGAUUUGGAGGCGGUGUUGGAACAGGUGGUGGACCUGGAGCUGUACCUGGAUUUGGAGGCGGCGUUGGAACAGGUGGUGGACCUGGAGCUGUACCUGGAUUUGGAGGCGGUGUUGGAACAGGUGGUGGACCUGGAGCUGUUCCUGGAUUUGGAGGCGGAGUUGGAACAGGUGGUGGACCUGGAGCUGUACCUGGAUUUGGAGGUGGAGUUGGAACAGGUGGUGGACCUGGAGCUGUUCCUGGAUUUGGAGGUGGAGUUGGAACAGCUAGUUUAGGUUACGGACCUGGCUCAGCCAAAGCACGCAAAUAUGGUGGGCCAGGCGGUGCAGGCACUGGUGUAGCUGGAGGCCUUGGAGGCCUUGGAGGCCUUGGAGGCGGAGGACCGGGAGGAGGAGCUGGCCUCGGCACGGGAGGAGGAGUUGGCCUCGGCACGGGAGGAGGAGUUGGCCUCGGCACGGGAGUAGGACCUGGCUCUGGUGUUGGUUUUGGUCCAGGUGGGGUCAGCACUGGGUAUGGUCCUGGUGGUGCUGGCACUGUCUCUGGAGGAGCAGGUUAUGGGCCAGCUGGAACCGGGUAUGGGCCAGCUGGAACUGGAUUAGGAGCAGGAACAGGACUUGGAGGCUACGAUGCCAGUGCCAAAGCUCGUAAAUAUGGAAUGUUAAGUGGAGCACUUGGUACAGGAACAGGUACUGGCGGAGUCAGGCCUGGUGGUGGACCAGGUGGUGCUGGUACAGGCUAUGGACCAGGUGGAGUUGGACCAGGUAGUGCUGGUACAGGAUAUGGACCAGGUGGAGUUGGACCUGGUGGUGUUGGUACUGGCUAUGGACCAGGUGGAGUUGGACCUGGUGGUGCUGGUACAGGCUAUGGACCAGGUGGAGCUGGACCUGGUGGUGCUGGUACUGGGUAUGGUCCAGGUGGAGUUGGACCAGGUGGUGCUGGUACUGGCUUUGGACCAGGUGGAGUUGGACCUGGAGGUGCUGGUACUGGUCCUGGAGGAGUGGGUUAUGGGCCAGGUGGAACUGGGUACGGGCCAGGUGGAACUGGAUUAGGAGGAGCAGGAACAGGAACUGGAGGAUAUGAUGCCAGUGCCAAAGCUCAAAAAUAUGGCAUGUUAAGUGGAGCACUUGGAGGAGUCAGGCCUGGUGGUGCUGGUACCAGCUAUGGACCAGGUGGGGUUGGACCAAGUGGUACUGGGACUGGCUACGGACCAGGAGGAGUUGGACCUGGUGGUACUGGCUAUGGACAGGGUGGGGUUGGACCAGGUGGUGCUGGGACAGGCUAUGGACCAGGAGGAGCUGGACCAAGUGGUGCUGGUACAGGCUAUGGACCAGGUGGAGGAGUUGGACCAAGUGGUGCUGGUACAGGCUAUGGACCAGGUAGAGGAGUUGGACCAAGUGGUACUGGGACUGGCUACGGACCAGGAGGAGUUGGACCUGGUGGUACUGGCUAUGGACAGGGUGGGGUUGGACCAGGUGGUGCUGGGACAGGCUAUGGACCAGGAGGAGUUGGACCAAGUGGUGCUGGUACUGGCUAUGGACCAGGUGGAGUUGGACCAAGUGGUGCUGGUACUGGCUAUGGACCAGGUGGAGGAGUUGGACCUGGUGGUGCUGGAUAUGGACCUGGAGGGUAUGCUGGUGCCAAAGCCCGCAAAUAUGGUCUUCCAGGAGGUACUGGAGGUGCCCUGGGUGCAGGAGGAUUUGGUGGUGGACCUGGAGCAGGACUGGGGACCAGUGUGAUGCCUGGUUCGGGUGUUGGAACGGGAGGAGGACCGGGUGGCUUUGGACCAGGCAGUGCUGGAGGGCUUCCUGGUGGGACUGGAAGAACAGGAUAUGGGCCUGGAUUUGGUUAUGGACCAGGUGGAGGCUAUGGUGCAGGACCAGGGUCUGGAUAUGGAACAGGUUAUGGCAGCGCUGGAUCAAAACCUGCUAAAUAUGGUCAAGCUGGAACGGGUGCUGGUGGAGUACUUGGAGGUGGAGCUGGACGAGGUGGUUAUGGUACAGCUGGAUCUAAAGCUGCUAAGUAUGGGCAACCUGGUGGAGUUGUACCCGGGGCAGGGACUGGCACUGCAGUAGUUGGUACAGGAACCGGCACUGGUGUUUCAGUGAAUGGCACCAGCACUGGCACCAGCGCAGGGACAACAGUGGGACCCAGUGGAAGAGGACCUGGAGCCACAGGAGGCACACCAGCACCAGCAUCAGAAGGUGAUGGUGGUGUUGGCAGUGUGAUUGAGGGCUCUGGAAGUUCUGGAGGAGAAGGAGGUACUGGAGUAGCUGGCAGACCAGUGGGUGCAGGAGGUGAUGGAGAUGGCCUGGGUGGAACAGGAAUCCCCAUCAUUGGUGCAAAACCAGGACUCAACGGGACAGAAGUUCCAGAUGCCGCAGGAGCUGUCCCUGUUGGUGGCGGGGCUGUACAACCAAGUGGUUCUGGUGGUGAUCUUUCAAGUGGGACACUGCCUGGAGCCAAACCUCUCAAACCCCCAGGUGUCCCCAGAGGUGACACACCAGGUGAAGGAGAUGGAGAGGGAGUUUCUGAUGGAGAGAGAGGUGGCACAGGAGGCACAGGUGAAGGACCUGGAGGAGUAGGAGGGCGUCCUACCAGUGCAGGAGCAGCAGGAGGUGUUUCAGGUGGAGUAACAGGAGUCGCGAGAGGAGACAGUCCGGCAACUGGAACUGGAGUCAGACCAGGAGGUGCAGCUGGUGGAGUAGGAGGAACACCAAAACCGCCCAAAGCAUACAAACCUGACGGGACUGUAGCAGGAGGAGUAAGUAGUGGACCUGGUGGAGCAGGUGGAACUAGGGCAGUUGGAGGAGGUCCGGGAGGAGUUGGAGGCGGUCCUGGAGGAGCAGGCCUGGUACCUGGGGCUAGUGGGUCUGGUGGAGUAGGAACAGGAGCCCUUAAACCUGGAAAAAGCUACGCUGCUGGUGGAGCUGGAGUUUUACCAGGUGGAGGUAUCCGUUACCCAUCUGGAGCUGGAGUAGGACAGGGAUCCGGGAAAACAGGCAAAGUGUAUGGGACUCUUGGAGCAGGAGGCCAGGGUGGGGUUGGGCCUGGUGGUUAUGGAGCUGGUCCUGGAGGCUAUGGUACUGUUCCAGGAGGUUAUGGUGCAGGACCCGGAGGUUACGGGGCUGGCCCAGGUGGUUAUGGUGCUGGGCCUGGUGGAUAUGGAGCUGGACCUGGAGGUGCGGGAGGAGGAGUAGGAGCAGGCCCCGGUGGAGUGGGUGGUGGAUUGGGGGGAUAUGGUGGUGGUGUGGGUCCUGGUGGUUCAAGAUAUGGCACAGGUCCAGGACUGGGUACCGGCACUGGCAAACCACCAAAAAGUUACGGAGCAGGAGCUGGUGGUACUGGGGUUGGGCCUGGUGGCUAUGGGACUGGACCAGGUGGAGUUGGUUCUGGUCCAGGAGGUUUUGGACCAGGCAGAUUUGGGCCUGGCGGUCCUGGUGGCACUGGACCAGGUGGAUAUGGUCCCAGCACUGCCGGGACUGAACUGGGUGGUGUUGGAACUAGGCCAGGUGGUUAUGGACCAGGUGGUGUUGGUGCAGGACCAGGCAGCUAUGGACCUGGUGUUUAUACUGCUGGAGGUCAAGCUCUGGGGAAAAGAAAGCCCCCCAAAUCAGGCUAUGGAUCAUCCUCACUGGGUGGAACAGGAAGCUUCGGACCAGGUGGUGCAGGCACAGGAACCGGUGGCUUUGGACCAGGUGGUGCAGGCACAGGACCAGGUGGUGCAGGCACAGGACCAGGUGGUUUCGGACCAGGUGGUGCAGGCACAGGAACCGGUGGCUUUGGACCAGGUGGUGCAGGCACAGGACCAGGUGGUGCAGGCACAGGACCAGGUGGUUUCGGACCAGGUGGUGCAGGCACAGGAACCGGUGGCUUUGGACCAGGUGGUGCAGGCACAGGCCCAGGUGGUUUCGGACCAGGUGGUGCUGGCACAGGAACCGGUGGCUUUGGACCAGGUGGUGCAGGCACAGGACCGGGUGGUGCAGGCACAGGACCAGGUGGUUUCGGACCAGGUGGUGCAGGCACAGGAACCGGUGGCUUUGGACCAGGUGGUGCAGGCACAGGCCCAGGUGGUUUCGGACCAGGUGGUGCUGGCACAGGAACCGGUGGGUUUGGACCAGGUGUUGCAGGCACAGGACCGGGUGGUUUUAGACCAGGUGGUGCUGUCACAGGAACCGGUGGCUUUGGACCAGGUGGCGCUGGCACAGGAACAGGAGGCUUCAGACCAGAGGGCCAAGGCUUAGGAAAAAGAAAACCUUCUAAAUCUGGUUAUGGGGGAGCUGGGUAUGGUCCACCUGGAACUGGGACAGGCCCUUUUGGUUUUGGGCCUGGAGGUGCUGGAACUGGUGGCUAUGGCCCAGGAGGUGCUGGAACUGGGCCAGGGGGUUUUAGACCUGGUGGUGUGGGUGGCUAUGGACCUGGCGAAGCAGGAUACGGCUCGUCAUUGGGUGGAACUGGCUAUAGACCAGGUAGUGUAGCAGGAGGGACAGGAGGGCCAGGAGGUCCUGCAGGAACAGGUCAAGGAGGAGGAGCGGGCAGCCUACCAGCAGGGGGUGUUGGCCCUGGCUAUGGUGGCACUGCUGGUGGAGGCUAUACAGGAUAUGCAGGGGCUGGGCAAAAAUCCAAGGCACAGAAGGCAGCCAAAUAUGCAGCCAUGCAGGCCUUACUGGGAGCUGGGGGCUACAGAGGCGCGGGCUGUCAGGGUAAAUACUGUGGUCGAAGGAGGAAGUGAAAGACCUACAGGAAGUGACCUCAUUGAAACAACAGUGGUGCUAUAGCAUGAUCCCAGAUUAUAAAUGUCUUACUUGCCAUAGAAGCUAAUGCUUCAACACAUUCCACAUGUUCCACUUUCAUUUGCUUGGAUUGUACACAAGGGUCUCUUUCAAAAAGAGGAAUGGUUCUCAGCCUGUUAGGGUCGUGAUUCCUUAAAACAAAGCAGUGUUAUCUGUCGCAGGCUGCUUUGCAGAGUGGUGAAAUUUAUCCACGUCAGACUGUUUUUUUGAUAAUUCACCUUGUGACUCUCUCUGGGAAUCCUGACCACCAGGCAGGGAACCACUGAAAUAAAUGAUCAAGAUUUCUUCUUAAUUUUUCAGGCCAAACUUUACUAUAAUACACCGUUUGUUUAUUGUUGUUACGUUGAACAUCAUUUGUGUUCCUGUGCAAGUAUCACCAUGAAUCCUCUGGGUGAAGACUGAUACCAAGGACACCCUCAGGGCAGCUCUUUCAGACCUGUCUGCAUGCUUUAAAAGAACAUCUCCAAGGCCACACUUUUAUCCAGUUAGACUGGAUUUUCCUUCGGUCUACAGAGUGUAAUGUUUGUUUUAUUAAUUCACUGUUUUAAGCUUUUGUAAACAUAUGGAUAAUCUGUAUAGACAAAGAAUCAGACAGCUGCUAUUUUGGGAGAACUGUGAACAAAAUUGACUCCCAGCGGGAUCUUUUAUGGUGUGGUGUUUUGACUGGUCAUUAUCUGAUACCUGAAAAGCAGUCUGUGUUCAUUUCAACUGUGUUUAGGCCUGAGCAGUAUCAACACAUGUAGAAGGUCCUCAGCUGAUAACAAUUCACAACAUUAAAGGCACUAUUUUAUAGUUUCAUAACACUAAAUGGUAUUAGGGUAAACGUUUGGGUAACGUGCAUAUUUUUUCAUAAUUAGAAGGAUGUAUUUGUUAUGAUAUUAUGGUGUGGAGUAGAUUUGGAUUGAGAAAAGCAUUUGAACUAAAUAUGAGGUAAUGUGAUUACAAUAUGUGCAUUUAAAUGAUAUCUGAGGAGCAGAGAUUACUGUGUUUUUUCUUUUUGAUGUACCUCCUUUAACACUGUUGGAAAAUUGUUCACAUUGCUAGUCUUUUUAAAUUAUGUUGAGAAGAAGCAGAAAAGGAUGCUUGAUCUAUUUAGUCUCAUUUUCACAAUUUCAAGUGCAUUAAUACAGUAUUAAAUAUUUGAGUUAUUUUGUGUGUGUGAAUUUAAACAGUUUUUAAACUUGUGUACUACUAUGAUAAAUAUAAGUGCUUUGUUUUCUACAUUGUCCUUGAAUGUGUGCUGAAUCACAAUGUAGUCUGUGAUGUCAUUUGGAUAAAAAGUGUAACUGAGUCUCAUCUUGAGCUCUCUAUUGUGUAGCUCAACGUGUUUUUUUAACAUCUGUGUUCUUUAUGUGACCUAUGAAGACAAUGAUGCACUUUUGUUCACUUUCAGACAAUGCUCUCUGAAAUAAAACAAAAUGAUUAUUUCAGGU
Molecule: messenger RNA, 8174 nt
Organism: Micropterus salmoides (largemouth bass)
Lineage: Eukaryota; Metazoa; Chordata; Actinopteri; Centrarchiformes; Centrarchidae
Gene: elnb
Product: elastin b
Exons: 48
Coding region: 54-6680 (2208 amino acids)
Source: RefSeq, a predicted model, not a curated record